This is a messenger RNA of Diaporthe citri, 3060 nucleotides long. RefSeq lists its product as uncharacterized. NCBI's taxonomy places the organism in Eukaryota, Fungi, Ascomycota, Sordariomycetes, Diaporthales, Diaporthaceae. The record is from RefSeq and is a predicted model, not a curated record. Gene Ontology annotation, molecular function: medium-chain fatty acid-CoA ligase activity. Bases 1 to 3060 code for a protein of 1019 amino acids. The transcript is spliced from 3 exons. Gene Ontology annotation, biological process: fatty acid metabolic process.
AUGACUACUCAAACUCUUCCCAAUCUCAUUUUCGGGACGGAGAAUGCUGAGGCGUCCGCGCCCGCGGUGUUCGCGCCAGCUCCGAACGAGAUAGCACUGACACGUCAGCAUCUGCAGCAGGCUAGCCAGCAGGUGGCCGACUUGAUUCUGUCGAAGGGUGAGGCCAAUUCAAGCGGAGUCGGUAUAGACGGACAGCCGGUGGUUGCGCUGGCCCUUCCCAACGGCCUCGGCUUCGUUUGCACCUUUCUGGGCUUGGUCAGCCGUGGUGUCAUCGCUGCUCCGCUGAACCCAGCCUACACCGUCCCGGAAUAUGAGUUCUACCUGAGCGACUCAAAAGCGAGCGUUCUGGUCGUCGACGCAGCUUAUGCGGGCGAUGCAUAUCCGGGAACCGUGGCUGCUCGCAAACUUGGCAUUCCGGUCUGUUCGAUCCAGAUCGAACAAGAUCAGCGAGCAUCUCUGCAAUUGGAUGUAGAAGUGCUUGAGACGGGAGAACAGUCGGAGGAACCAGAAAAGCAUAAGGUCAAAUCCAACGGCGUGGGUCUUCUCGUCGCUUCUCCCACGGCCGAUUCCAUAGCCCUCAUCUUGCACACAUCAGGGACGACAGGCAAGCCCAAAGCCGUGCCAUUGUCCCACGCCAACCUCUGCUACGGCGCUCAGAACGUGGCCCAGGCCUACGGUCUCGGUCCUAGUGACCGUGGCUACCUCAUCCAGGUCCUUUUCCACAUCCAUGGCAUUGUCGCCGGACUGCUCGCGCCUCUGGCAUCUGGGGGAAGUGUUGUGGUUCCAGGCAAGUUUGACGCCAACGUGGCAUGGCACGAAUUCGUCGCAUCGAGCUGCUCUUGGCUCUCGGGCACGCCUUCAGCGCUGCAGAUCCUCCUCCACGCACCAAACGCCGGCCCUAAUCUGGGCAUCAAGUUCCUACGCAGCUGCUCUUCGCCACUGCUGCCUUCGACCUUCAAAGAGCUGCAGAGGGUCUUCGAUUGCCCAGUGUUGGAAGCAUAUGCCAUGACCGAAAAUGCUCAUCAAAUGACUACCAACAUCCCCGGUCAAGCCACGCCAGGGCACGUCGGCAAAGCAUCAGGCUCAGUGCGCCUCUGCAUCUUCAGCGAUGACCCCGCCGCUGGUCCGCUCGCGACCGACGUCCAGGGCGAGAUCUGCAUCACUGGGCCCUCUGUCACGAGGGGCUACCUCGACAAUCCCGAAGCCAACGCCAAGGCCUUCUUCACCGACUCUGACGGUACGCCCUGGUUCCGCACGGGCGAUAUCGGUGUUCUAGACGGCCAAGCCGGGGGGAACCUACGCAUCGUGGGGCGGAAGUCCGAGAUAAUAAACCGCGGCGGCGAGAAAAUCUCGCCACCUGAGGUCGACGAGGCCAUGGUCCUCUGCGCUGCGCCGCACGUCCGCGAGGCGGCAUGUUUCGCGGUCCCGGACGAGUUCUUUGGCCAGGAGGUGGAGGCUGCCGUCGUCCUCGCGAAAGAUGCACCCAAGGAGCUGCGCGAGGAGGCAACUAUUCAGAGGCUUCUUGAAGAACGGCUCGCCCUCUUCAAAAUCCCCAAACGUAUCCACUUCUUCGACGACAAAAUCCCAAAAGGCCCCACGGGAAAGAUACAGCGUGCUCAACUGGCCAAAACGCUCGCAGAGCCGGCUGAUGGCGAAGGCAAGGGAAAGGUUGUCGACAUAGAUCCCGUGGAUCUCCCUGGCCGUAUAUCUAAACUAAUGACAGCGGCUCUGCGCGUGGACGCCGACAGUGUUCAGCCUGAAGUUACGCUCUUGGAAUUAGGCGCUGACUCAAUGAGCCUGACGAGGCUUUUGAGCGACCUGCGUCAUAUAGGGUGCAGUAUCGCUAUGUCGGAUCUAAUACUGAAUCCCACGGUUCAGCAGGUCAUCGACAUGUGUAUAAAGUCUUAUUCCGCCCGGAAAGAAAUCAACAAGACCGACAGUCCUGACCUAGACGCAGCUGAUGCCAACGAACCACCUGCGCCUUUCUCUGUCCUCAGCGAGCACAUCCACAGCCUGGAAGGUGUACCGUCCGUCGACUUUAUCUUGGCCGACGUGGCGAAGCAAACAGGUCUGCAGGUUGAUCAGCUAGAUGAUGUCCUCCCCUUGUCCCCUGAGGCGAAGUGGCUGCGAGACAACGUUGUGAAGCUGUACCUGGGGCAAGCAACGGUGGAUAACCUGCCGCAGAAGCCCCUGCCAACCGGGAUACUGGUCCGCGAUCUUCUCAACAGGGCCAAAAUCAAUCAUGCCAGCAAGGCCAAAUUCUGGAGGGACGACGCCGCAAGCCACGGCGCCGCAGAACGGCCGCCCUACAUUCCGCCACCGGAAGCAGGCGUCGGCGGCAGGGUGUCCCGGUGGUCCAUAGACGGCGCCUUCCACCAGGCCAUCUGGACAGGCGAUCUCAAGGGCCUAACCCUCGCACUCGGGAUGACGGCGCCCACAGUCGUCCAGACCAUCAUGCCCCUGGCACUGGCGGCCUUCGAGUACCAGGGCACGCGCGCGCUGCCCAGGUCCGUCUGCUUCGGGAACAGCUCGUCGUCCCGCAACACGCGCAUCCCGGGCAUCGACCAGUCGCGCGCCUUCGCCAUGUUCUGCCCGCCGUUCCGCUUCGCCCUCGCCCUCGCGCGGCAGUCCCUGUGGCUGCACUGCCACCAGGCCGCGCUCAAGGUGGCGGACAUCAACGCGAACAGGCUGCUGGUCGAGGCGGCGGACACGGCGAGGGACAUCCACGUGCAGUACAACUGGCGCGAGCUGCCGACGGGGAGCCUGUGGGCGAAGACGAUCGAGGACGGGCCCGAGCAGUUCCUGGCGGAUUUCCCGUGCCACACGACUGUGAAUGUCAUGCGGAUGGGCAUUGAUUCGAUCUUCUUGCUGGACGGGGAGGAGGAGGGGUACAUCAGGUGGAGGGAGGAGAAUGGCUUCCCGGUGAGCUUCAUGGAGGUGCUGCAGCGGUGCUUGACUUUCAUGUGCGACAGGAAGGAUGAGCUUGUUGGCCUCACUCUGGAUGACCUUGUGGAGACGGUGGUGGCUUCUUUCGAUACUACUGCUACUGGGCAUGGCUAG